AUGGCUACUCUGGCAAUACACUGCGCUUUGCUCGCAGCAACAGCCAAUCUCGUCAAUACUCACAUUCCACAAUCCUACAUGGACGAGAUAUUCCAUAUACCCCAAGCCCAACGCUACUGUGCCAAUGAUUUUAAUACGUGGGAUCCAAAGUUGACAACACCUCCGGGACUGUACCUGAUCAGCCGCGCUUUGGGUAGCUUGUUUGGAAAUGAUUUAUGCAACAGCAUUCAAGCAUUACGCGCCACCAAUCUAUUGUUCUCCAUUGGGUUAUUCUUAGUGAUUCGACGUAUCAUCGCAUUACUUCAUCCAUCCACCGACAUCCUUUCUCGAAAUCUAUUCGCAUUGGCUCUCACUUGGUUCCCGGUGCUCAUGUUCUUCAACUUUGUCUAUUACACUGACGCUGGAUCAACCUUUUUCGUCUUGCUGUGUUACAUGCUUGUCAAGCAAAAGCAGUAUACGCUAGCUGGAUUGAGUGGUAUGAUUUCACUAUCAUUUCGACAAACCAACAUCAUUUGGGUCACUGUGUUUAUGGCACUUGCAAUCAUUGAUAUUGUGUCAUUGGAUGAUCCUUUGUUUGACACAGUCCAAUCAUUCGGCACCACAAUGAAUGUCAUCCAACAGUUGGUGAUCAAGACAUGUCGUCGCUUACCAGAGAUUGUGAAACGGCUAUUUUUCUUUUGUCUGGCACUAUUGGCAUUCAUGGCUUUUCUUAUUUGGAACCAAGGAAUUGUACUCGGCGAUCGUGCGAAUCAUGUGGCUGGCUUGCAUUUCCCCCAACUCUUUUACUUUUCGUCGUUUCUUUCUUUCUUUGCAGCACCUUGGAUCCUUACAGAUGGUGCCAUCAAAACGUUCAUGCAUCCAAACUUGGCAAGGUGCCUUCUAUGCAUGGGUGCAGCUUGCAUUAUGCUUUACUUGAUACGACAUUACACCUACGAACACCCAUUUCUAUUGAGUGACAAUCGACAUUACACGUUUUACAUUUGGAAAAGGAUAUACCAACGUCAUUGGAGUGUGCGAUUCCUUGUUGUGCCAUUGUAUGUCAUCAGUGGUUGGUUCAAUCUACAUGCUAUAGCACGAAAUACGACACUCCUUGUUGUGAUGGGCUAUCUUGUAGGCAUAGUGGCAACACUGGUACCUUCUCCUCUAUUAGAAUUUCGUUACUUUAUCAUCCCAUUUUUAUUUUAUUGUCUUCAACUUGGCCCACCCAAACAGCGAUGGAGGACAUGGAUGGCCCUGGUGGUUUAUGCAAUUCUUCAUCUAGUCACCAUUUAUCUUUUUGUAUAUCGUCCAUUCAUAUGGCCACACGAGCCUGAUCAAAUACAACGUUUCAUGUGGUAA
Molecule: messenger RNA, 1338 nt
Organism: Lichtheimia ornata
Lineage: Eukaryota; Fungi; Mucoromycota; Mucoromycetes; Mucorales; Lichtheimiaceae
Exons: 8
Coding region: 1-1338 (445 amino acids)
Biological process (GO): protein N-linked glycosylation; dolichol-linked oligosaccharide biosynthetic process
Cellular component (GO): endoplasmic reticulum
Molecular function (GO): dolichyl pyrophosphate Glc2Man9GlcNAc2 alpha-1,2-glucosyltransferase activity
Source: RefSeq, a predicted model, not a curated record